Molecule: messenger RNA, 321 nt
Organism: Acaulospora colombiana
Lineage: Eukaryota; Fungi; Glomeromycota; Glomeromycetes; Diversisporales; Acaulosporaceae
Source: the annotation of a GenBank genome assembly
AUGGCUAUCAAGAUGUCCAUAGACUAUGAACGAGACCAUCAAUUCCACUCUCGAAAACCACUAGCAAAGACUAGACAUGUGUAUUACGUUAUGAACAUCUCAAUGAGGGCAAUCCAGUCUCCUCAAAUUUGUAGACUAAAUUUGGCGGCAUCGUCGGCUGACACCCUCCUGCUCGUCGAACCUGCAGAGAGUAUGACCCGUCAACGUCAGGGUCGGAACCUGGUGAGCCAUGAAGCUCGCUACGAUCCAAGGUUAUUUUUCAAUAGAACAUACGAUUAUCAGCGCUUCACGCUGAGAGGUGAUGCCCUCUUCGUGACCUAA